CAAACGUACUGUUGCCUGUUUAGUUCAUGGCGUGCUGAAGAAAAAUCGACCACGAUGUUCUAGAUCAAGUUAUAAUCUGCGUGGCUAAACUUGGUUACCGUAUCAGUUACACUUAUGGCGAGGUCAUAAAGGUAACAUGCCAUUCAGCUAUAAAUAAGGCGCCGUACGAGUCACAAUAUUUAACAUUUUAACGACGAAUAACCAUGCAUAUUGGUUAUCAUUUUUCAGGCUGUGUGAUUAUUGUUGGGGUGCUGUUAACCGCAGAGUUAACUGAAUGCCUCGAAUGUUUCAACUGUCAAAACAUAGCUGAUCCACAUGCGUGUACUAACACAAGUCAAUGCUCAAAUGGCCAGUCCUGUUUCUUGCAAAGUGUCCAUAAUGGCAACGAUGAACGUUACAACAUGGGAUGCCAAAGCAAUCAGUUGUGCAGCUCAUCUGGUGUAGACACUGGUGCAAUCAUCGGUCGCGCUAUCCAGAGAAGACAGCAUUAUGCCUGCCACGAGUGUUGCAGCACGAGCAGCUGCAAUGACCAAUUAUGUGCUCACAGAAAGCCAUCUGCGUGCGUCGACGAUCCCACACUGGACUGUGCUCGGUUGAACUCCCUUUUUAACGUAUGUGCUGACGUACAUCAUGUUAAGGCGACUUGCCCAAAGUUUUGUGGACUCUGCCAGCUCGUGGAUGGCAACUGGGCAGACUGGGGGACGUGGGCGACCUGUAGUGUCACGUGUCAAACCGGAACUCAGACACGUGCACGCAACUGUACAAACCCGUCCCCAAGUAAUGGCGGACUCGACUGUAGUGGAUCAGCUGUGCAAACUAAAAUAUGCUCUAACCAGCUCUGCCCAGUACACGGCAACUGGUCAGAUUGGUCCCAGUGGUCAGGUUGCUCGGUUUCUUGUGACGUGGGUCUAAAGAAGAGGACAAGAACCUGCACCAAUCCAAAACCAGACCGGUCUGGAGACUUUUGUGUCGGGGAUACCAGCGAGUAUACAGUUUGUCUGACAGACCCUUGUUAUACCAGAAAUGGCGGAUGGUCUAGCUGGGGGUCUUGGCAGGGCUGUUCAGUUACAUGCGGAGUGGGUCAAAAGCUGCAACACAGGUCUUGUACCAAUCCGAGUCCAUCUGCAUACGGAAAGGCUUGCGAGGGUAACACGGAGGCGUUUGCUGUCUGUGUGAACAGACCAUGUACGACUGUUGCAUUCAUUGCACACGGUGUCAACAUCAUUUCAAAUCGGGUCAGCGCGUUUCCAACUACCAUUUUCAACGAAGGAGAUGCGUACAAUUCGAGCACUGGACGUUUUACAGCUCCAGUGGACGGCAUGUACUUCUUUAGCACACAAUUCUGUACCAGUGCAUAUGCAUACUUUGCCAUCGAGAAGGGAAGCGCUUCUAUGAAUAACAUAACUCGUCUUACGGCAAGUUUACAACAAACACCAGACGUAAGUUGCGCGUCCGCCUCAACGCAUGUGCAGCUGAGUGAAAAUGAGACGGUAUGGGUGCGUAUGGACCGACAGUACGGAUCAGCUAACUUUUAUGAAAGUAGUGAUAUUUGGAACUUUUUUACCGGGACUCUUACUCAGGAAAUGUAGAUGAGGCCUUACAUAAGCUUUUUUACUUGAAAUAAAAUUACAAUUUUCAAACGCAUCUGAAUUAUCCACAUUAUGAAUAUUUGUAUACUGUGGAGACUCAUUUAUUUCGUCGUAUAUGAGUUAAGAAUAUGAUGAACGUCUCACUUCUAUUUCUUAUGCGCUGAUUGUAUUUCGUAUAAUAUUGAGUUAAGAAUUUGAUGAACGUCCCACUUCUAUUACUUAUGCGCUGAUUUUUUAAUUAACUUUAUUUAUAUUGACGUUUGGCAGUUAAACGUUUAUGGACAUCAAUGUUUCGCUUUACUGUAUACUCAGUUAAAUAAAAUGCUGAACAUAA
This is a messenger RNA of Dreissena polymorpha, 1923 nucleotides long. Its product is annotated as coadhesin-like. Gene Ontology annotation, molecular function: protein binding. The transcript is spliced from 10 exons. The coding region runs from base 204 to 1589 and encodes 461 amino acids. Lineage: Eukaryota; Metazoa; Mollusca; Bivalvia; Myida; Dreissenidae. The record is from RefSeq and is a predicted model, not a curated record.